CGGCAAGUGGUGGCGAAUUAUCUCACUAAUUUGGCAGUAGGUGCCGCCGCUUUGGGAUUCUGUUCGUUCACCUAAUACGAGUAGUACUUGCGGGUCCUCAGAAGGGCCUGUUAAAGGACCUAAUCUUGUGAUGUAAUCACUGAUUUAGGUUCUCCCAAAUACUAAGUACUUAGGCGUUAGUAAGGAAGAUUUAGAGGGGAGCUACUACAACAAAGGAAUAUACCUUACGGGAUUAACAACAAAACUAUUCCAACACAUCCAAACCAUUGCCAGCAUAUCCCGUCACACACUCAGUCGUCUUACUUUCGUGGUCAAACAACGCCAACAUGGUCUACACAAUCACAGUGCACAUGCGAGCCAAAUCCUCCGAUCCCACCGUCAUCCAGAAGCUCAAGAACAAAUUGAUCGAAGCCUCAAGAGUCUACUCAAAGGACAAGGAAACCGUCUCAUGGUUCGUCAUGCAGUCCGUCCAUGACCCACGGGACUUCACCAUUGUGGAACGCUACGAGCACGAAAGCAGCCAGAAAUAUCAUCUCGAGAACCCGUACUGGAAGACCUUCGAUCCAUAUGUGAAACCCCUACUGGAAGGAGAAAUGGACCUCAGAAGGUUCGAGGAAUUGGACACGAGUCAAGACGUGGUCGUUGAAUGAGAUCGGCUGGUAGCAUCCAAAAUGGGAAGAAAAGGAGAAAAGCAACAUGUCAAGUAGUAUUAGUUUCUGUUCAACAGCAUCAAUCAUCAUUGCCA
This is a messenger RNA of Exophiala xenobiotica, 745 nucleotides long. RefSeq lists its product as uncharacterized. Bases 327 to 650 code for a protein of 107 amino acids. The transcript has a single exon. NCBI's taxonomy places the organism in Eukaryota, Fungi, Ascomycota, Eurotiomycetes, Chaetothyriales, Herpotrichiellaceae. The record is from RefSeq and is a predicted model, not a curated record.